This is a messenger RNA of Panicum virgatum (switchgrass), 375 nucleotides long. RefSeq lists its product as uncharacterized. The coding region runs from base 1 to 375 and encodes 124 amino acids. The transcript has a single exon. Lineage: Eukaryota; Viridiplantae; Streptophyta; Magnoliopsida; Poales; Poaceae. The record is from RefSeq and is a predicted model, not a curated record.
AUGGGCUUCGACAUGACCAAGCUGGUCCCCUCGGACCAGGCCUUCUACGGCAUCAUCCCGGGUGCUAGCUCGACUCCGGUUGGCAAGGUCACCCUCCCGGUCACCUUCGGCACCCGGGAUAACUACAGAACCGAGUCCAUCAUCUUCGAGAGGUGGCGCCAUUCGAGACCUUCUACCACGCCAUACUCGGGAGACCAGCUCUCGCAAAAGUUCAUGGCGAUCCCAAACCACAUGUAUCUUCUCCUAAAGAUGCCGGCUCCGAACGAAGUCCUCUCCAUCCACGGCGACAUCCAAACGUCUCACUCCUGUGAGACGGAGAACAUCAACACCUCCGAAGCCAUGGAGAGGAGCAACAACCAGGCCCUAGUCACCUAG